Molecule: messenger RNA, 2343 nt
Organism: Ilex paraguariensis (yerba mate)
Lineage: Eukaryota; Viridiplantae; Streptophyta; Magnoliopsida; Aquifoliales; Aquifoliaceae
Source: the annotation of a GenBank genome assembly
AUGACGUCACCUCCCACCCUUCCACCACCCCUCCCUCCGCCGUCAUCGGACUCCGACUCCGAUACAGCCACCACCUCAAACCACGGCCACACCGACCUCUCCAACACCAUUUUCAAAUCCUACAUCGAGAUCACAGGCCAGUCAUCGCCAGACCUCUCCAAGAUCCAAUCUUUUCUCACCUCAUCGCGCUCUGGUGCUCUCUCAUGCCUUAUAUGCCUCGAACGCAUCAGACCCUCUGACCCCACCUGGUCCUGUUCCUCUCGUUGCUUCGCCGUCUUGCACCUCCUCUGCAUUCAGUCCUGGGCCCGCCAGUCCUCCGACCUCUCUGCCGCUCGCGCUGCCGCACGGGCAGCCUCCGUCGAUGAUCACUCUUUCUGGCACUGCCCGAAAUGUCGAAUUGAGUACCCCAAAAGCCAAAUUCCCAAAACAUACUUGUGUUUCUGUGGAAAACUUGAAAACCCAACGCACGAUCCGUGGGUUUUACCUCAUUCUUGUGGUGAAAUCUGCGAAAGGCCAUUGAAGUACAACUGUGGACAUUACUGUUUGCUGUUGUGUCACCCCGGUCCAUGUCCGGCGUGCCCGAAAUUGGUGAAAACCCGGUGUUUUUGUGGGGCUGUUGAGGAUGUUAAGCGGUGUGGAUUCAAGAAUUUUUCAUGCUAUGGGGUGUGUAAAAAGUUAUUGGAUUGCGGGAUUCACAGGUGUGGUGAGAUUUGCCAUGAGGGUGAGUGCCCACCUUGCCGGGCUCAAGGGGUUUAUAAGUGCCAAUGUGGGCAGGUGGAGGAGCAGAGAGAGUGUUAUGAGAGGGUUUUCAGGUGUGAAAUUCCAUGUCAGAGGUUGCUUGGUUGCGGGAAGCAUUUGUGUAGUAGAGGGUGUCAUCAGGGUGAGUGUGGUGAGUGCCCGCUUCAGGGGAAGCGGACAUGCCCGUGUGGGAAGCGAGUGUAUGAGGGAAUGGCUUGUGAUGUUGUAGUGCCGGUAUGUGGGGCAACUUGUGAUAAGAUGUUGCAGUGUGGCUUUCAUAGGUGCCCGGAGAGGUGUCACCGUGGACCGUGCAUUGAGACUUGUAGAAUUGUUGUUACCAAGUCGUGCAGGUGUGGGAGCUUGAAGAAACAGGUUCCUUGUUAUCAAGAUUUGGCAUGUGAAAGGAAGUGUCAGAGACAACGAGAUUGUGGACGCCAUGCUUGUAAGCGUCGCUGCUGUGAUGGGGACUGCCCACCUUGCUCAGAGAUUUGUGACAGGAGGCUUCGGUGUAAGAAUCACAAAUGCCCUUCUCCGUGCCACAGAGGUGCUUGUGCUCCUUGCCCCAUCAUGGUGAAAAUUUCUUGUUUUUGUGGGGAUACACACUUUGAGGUUCCCUGUGGCACGGAGAAAGAACAAAAGCCUCCACGAUGUCCAAGGCCAUGUCAUAUUGCUCCUUUAUGCAAUCAUGGAUCAAAAUGCAAGCCUCACAGGUGCCAUUAUGGAGCUUGUCCCCCUUGUCGGCUCAUUUGUGAUGAGGAGUAUUCAUGUGGUCACAAGUGCAAAUUAAGGUGCCAUGGCCCUAAACCACUUCCUAAUCCAGAAUUUGCAUUGAAACCAAAGAAAAAGAAGCCAAAUCAUCAGAGUGAAUGUACUCCUGGUUCAUUAUGCCCUCCUUGCUCGGAACUUGUUUGGAGGUCAUGUGUUGGCCAUCACAUAGGAGCUGAGAGGAUGAUGGUUUGCUCAGCAAGAGCAGAAUUUUCUUGUGACAAUCUUUGCGGGAACCUUCUGCCUUGUACCAAUCAUUAUUGCACUUACACAUGCCAUACCCUGAAGAGUCGGUCUUUAACAUCCGGUCAGCAUGAAAGAGACUUGUCUUGUGAAGUGUGUAAUCUUCCUUGCCAAAAGGAGAGGCAGCCUGCCUGUCCACAUCCCUGUCCUCUGCUUUGUCAUCCUAGUGAAUGUCCUCCUUGCAAAGUGCUGAUCAAGCGUUCAUGUCAUUGUGGUUCCAUGGUCCAUGUUUUUGAGUGUAUGUAUUACAACAGCUUGUCUGGUGAGGAGCAAAUGAAGGUUCGCUCAUGUCGGGGUCCUUGCCAUAGAAAGCUAGCCAAUUGUACACAUCUCUGCCCGGAGAUAUGUCAUCCUGGUCAAUGCCCAUCACCUGACAAAUGCUCUAAAAAGGUUACUGUUCGGUGUGGAUGCCAAAACUUGAAAAAGGAGUGGUUAUGUCAAGAUGUACAAGCAGCGUAUCGCAAUACUGGUUAUGAUCCCAAAGAUAUCUCUAAAAGUAACUAUGGGCUAUCACUUCUUCCAUGUAACUCAGAUUGCAAGAGUAAAGUAAAGGUUCCUGAUUCAGAGUUACUACUCCGUAAAUCUAAAGUUGUGGAG